AUGAUUUGCCUCCGAGGGCUCCUGUGCCCCAGCGCCUUCCUCUCGGCGCCCUCCCAGCGCACCGGGCUCGGAGCUGCUGCCGCGGCCGCGGCCUUGGCCCCGGCGGCACCCGCCCUGGCCGGCGAGCCGCCCAGCGUCGGCAUCCACUGGUACUGGGACCUUGGCAUCGGCACUCUCCACGGUGAAGUGGCCGUUGUCAUCUUCUGGGUCUUCUUCGUGCUCCUCGUCUUCGCCGUGGCCGGUGCCGGUGGAGUGACAGCAGCCCUCGGAAGUCUGACCUGGCCAAUUCUUCUCAAACUGCUCACGCUGCAACAGUUGGCCGAGCUCGCGCGCGCGAACGCAAGCAUGUGGUGCGCUGGUGCAGAGCAGGAGGUGAUGGUCAACGAGCUGCGGGCAUCUUUUCCUGAAGAUGGCCGGAGGUUGCUGGUGCCCACAAGCGGCUCCUCACGGCCAUCGUCUCGUGCCUCCACUCCAUCCAAAGGCAUCCCAUGGGGCACGCCGAGGAACACAAAGACCCUGCGUGCUGCCCUCGCGCUUCCCAGCUGCGGACCCGCUGUCACGCCCAGGGGGCAGGCGCCCAUCCGCGAGGCACCUCCCACGCCGCGCCUGGGCAGCGAGGCGUCUGAGGAGUUGGCCACGAGCAUCUCGGUGAUGGACGUUGCGGGGCCCGAGGCGCUGGUCAGCAUCAUGAAGGCGCCGGCGCCGGCGCCGACUGCAGACCAGGGGCGCCAGGCCGUCUCCGAUCUUUUCGCCUGGAUGCGGCCGCUCCGCCGCGGAAACUAUGCAAAAGGAUUGACUCGGCUGGCCUUCGAGAUUGAGGAGAGAUCCCAGGAGUGGAAUGCAUAUCUUGGAGGUCGCUGCUCAAGGAAGGAAUCGCUUGACGCCAUCACGGGCGAAGCAGUGCCGCCAAAGGACUUCUCGACAACUUCGGAAGCUGCCUCCUUGAUCCUCCGGUUGGUGCGCGCGCUGCCCCAGGGCUUCGCGUUGCGGACGAUGCUUGAGCCGCUGCUGCAGGAGCUGCUGGAAGCCAUCUUCUGCGAGUGGCCUAGAACGCUGCCGUCCUUGCAGGACCUGAAGGAGGAGGAGGUGUGGCCCGAACGGCUGAGCCAGCUCAGCACCUACGCGCAGCUUGUGUCGGGCUACCGAGCCAGCUUGGAGGAGUCCAAGGCGGCCCAGAAGCUCUCGGAAGAGCGCGAGCAGGCAGCGUCGGCCACCGCGAAGGUCAAGACAAAAGCCUGGGAGGACCUGCGCAUCCAGAUCCGGCGCUUGGAGGACGAGCGGGACAAGUGCAGGGCGGAGAUGCAAGUGGCCAAGCGCGGCUGCCAGGAAGCUGAGGAGCUGUACGACACCUUCAAGCAGCAGACAAAGCUGGCCCUCAUCGACUACUCUGACAUGCAGUACCGCGAGGCCACAAUCAAGGCGGACGUGGUUGCCCUGAAUGUCCUCUGCAGGGAGAAGGACUUCACCAUCCAAGAGCUCCGGAAUCAAGCUACCCUGCUGACGCAAGAGACCCAAAACCUGGAAGAGAAGCUGCUGAAGGCGCGGGAGGAGCUUGAGAGGCAAGCGGCGGAGGUGGAGCAGCUACCCGUCCUCAACGACAAGCUUCAGUACUACGAGUCGGAGGAGGCCGUGCUUGGCGUGGCCUUCGCAAAGCGCGUUGCUGUGGAGGUUCUUGGCCGGAGCCUGGAGGACAUCGUCGGUCGGCUGCCCAACCACCUCGCCAUGGACCGGAAGACAUCCAUGACCCUGGAUGCCGUCAUGGAGGCGCUCCGGGUGGCCCACCGCGAGGCGGAGAAGCUCAAGGAGCAGGUGGUGAAGCUCCGACACCUCCUUGAAGAUGUGAAGCAGCUAGUGCCGAUUUGGAACGACGGCGUGAUGCAGGAUGUGGUGGAUGCAUACGACGAGGAUGCGGCCAUCCACCGGCAGAUCUACUCGAUGAGCGACAAGCGCAGCUUUGCAGGGUUGGGGAUGGAUGAGAGCGUGCCUCCAUACCUGAGGGCGGAGGGCCUGGUACGGCAUCGCUACAUCUCGAAGAAGGAGUGCGAGGAUCUCAUUGAGAGCUUCCUUGCGGAGGCGCCACAAGAUCUGAACACAGAGAGCAUGCACACCGAGCUCUACCAGCACAUGCAGAGGCAGUUCCCGGAUGCGGCGGAGAUGACGGAGUUUGCCUAUGCCUUCAUCUGCAGCCUCGAGGCUUACCGGGAUGACCCCGACUUCGAACUGUUUGACCUCAUGCUGGCCGGAGCAGUACAUCCAUCCAUCAUGCAGGACCAGGAGACCAUGCUCAGGGAGCUACAGAAUCUGGUCCACAACUGCGCCGAUGGGAGCUUCGAGAGCAGCACGACCCAUGGCCGGGGGCAGAGGAGUACGCUGACAGGGUCCAAGUCAUCCGGGCGCGACCAGGUGUCGCGGCGCAUGAUGCGUGCGGUGAUGCAGGCCAUGUUUCCAGAGAAGUCCCUGGAGCGCAUGAACGCCUUGAUGCGUGCGCUGCACGUGACCAUGCAGAUGCUCUUCGACGCUGGCCGGUCCGCAAACCCUGACACGGCCUAUGUCAGCGACCUCUUCUCGGCCACGGCGGACGGCACGCAGAGCCCCCUGAUCGAGGAGAUGCGGCGGCAGCACCUGCAUGAGGUUCUGGAGUUCACGGCGCUGAUUUCGCAAAACCUGAUCAGGGCUGCGGGCGGCGAGACGCAAGUGAACCUCUCCGGCCGUUUGGAUGCCUUCAUCCUCAUCACUCGGGAGGCCGCGUCGCAGACCCUCCAGGAGAUGGGCCUCCCGGACACAAAGACGCUGACCAUGUUGGAGCACAUCUGGAAGCCCAGCGAAGACGGCCACGAGCUCCAGGUGGCCGAGGUUCUACAGCGGCUCCGGCACUUCGUGCUGCUGAAGCGCGAAAGUACCUGGGUCCUGGCUGGGACGAAGGCAGUCGUCGAGAAGGCUGUGGGACUGGGUCCUUCUGGAGGUUCGCGAGAGGCGGGCAAGCAACGAUGCCAUGCAAGGGGUCCGCUGUAUGGGGGGGAGGAGGGACAAGCAGCCUCGUUGUUCUGCCUUCAGGACGACUCGGCAGACACGGCUGAGGGCUGA
Symbiodinium natans is the source of this 3084-nucleotide messenger RNA. NCBI's taxonomy places the organism in Eukaryota, Dinophyceae, Suessiales, Symbiodiniaceae. The record is from the annotation of a GenBank genome assembly.